AUGCCUCUCCCAGCCCGUUAUGGCCGCUGGGGGCCUAUCUUGGCUUUGGUGAUCUUGACACUGCUGAUCAUCCAUUUCCUGAAAGCCGACUUCGGGAGCAAAACCACGCAGGACGUGAUUGAGCCCGCCCCAGGACUGACGAUCGAGAACAAUCAAACCGACCCGAGAACUGGCCAUGUCCCAUCAUCGUGUCCGUCGCUCCCGGGAAUAGAUGACGUCCUCGUAGUGAUCAAAACCGGCAUCACCGAAGCGCAAGACAAGGUUCCCGUGCACCUCCGCACCACCCUCCGCUGCAUCCCGCACAAGAUCAUAGUCUCCGAUUUCGAAGAAGACAUCGCCAACGUGCGCACCUACGACGUCUUCCGCAAUGUCUCCGAAACCCUCAGGCAAAACAAAGACUUCUCGCUGUACAAUCGCGCCCGUGAAGGCGGUCGCGCAGCACUGACCGACCAAGACCACACGAAAGUCGCCAACGGCCCAAUGGGAAUGAUGGACAAUCCAGGCUGGAAGCUUGACAAGUGGAAAUUCCUACCGAUGAUCCACACAGCGCGCCACGCCCAGCCAGACGCCAAAUGGUUCGUCUUCCUCGAAGCGGACACAUACCCGAUCUGGCCGAAUCUCCUCGGCUGGCUGAGCCACUUCAAUUCCGAAGAUCGCCUCUAUCUCGGGAACCAGAUGCAGAUCGGGUCGAAUUUGUUUGCGCAUGGCGGGUCCGGGUUCGUGUUGUCGCACGCGGCUAUUCACACCGUCGCCGAUUUCCAUACUCGCCAUGUUGAUGAGUGGGAUAAGAUUACCGAUAGGGAAUGGGCAGGCGAUUGUGUGCUCGGUAUGGCGCUGGCGCUGGCGGGUAUCCAGCUCACCUGGUCCUGGCCUCAUGUCACGACGCAAUCGGUCUGGGAGCAAGAUAUGCUCCACGAGGCCUUUCAAAAGCAGCCUUGGUGCUAUGCGCCAUUCACGUUCCACCACAUGACGCCUGCGGAUGUUGAUAGGUUCUAUCAAUUCGAGCAGCAAUGGUUUGCAGAGACGAACUCGUCUGUGUUGACGUAUAGUGACGUCUUCCGAAAUCUCAUUCGUCCUACGCUCGCGGACCAUUUGGAUAACUGGGAUAACUUCGCCAGCGCUGGUGAUGAUAAGGAAGAUUACAAGGGUCCCAAGACACCUGCUACCCUUGCUGCUUGCGCGGAUUACUGUGCCGCGGACCCGGAGUGUGUUCAGUACCGUCUCACUGCGGACUCGCGCUGUACGACCUCGCAAGCGGUCCUACGCGGUAAGCCCCAGCCGGGUACACAGUCGGGGACGAUGCUGUGGCGAGUUGAUGCUGCCGUUCAGCGGAUGGAGCAGUGUGAGAAGGUGACAUGGGUGACCGCGUGA
Messenger RNA from Penicillium brevicompactum, 1371 nucleotides. RefSeq lists its product as uncharacterized. Gene Ontology annotation, cellular component: membrane. The record is from RefSeq and is a predicted model, not a curated record. Gene Ontology annotation, molecular function: glycosyltransferase activity. The transcript has 2 exons. Bases 1 to 1371 code for a protein of 456 amino acids. Lineage: Eukaryota; Fungi; Ascomycota; Eurotiomycetes; Eurotiales; Aspergillaceae.